AUGAUGCAGAUCCGUGCCUGCGUCCUCUUGGCUCUUGCCACCAGCGCUUUCGCUGGCUACACCGGCUACGGCCUGGGCUACGGUCUGGGCUAUGGCGGUCUUGGAUAUGGCUAUGGUCUCGGCCACGCCUACGGUGGUCUUGGAUAUGGCUAUGGUCUUGGCUACGCCGGCUAUGCUCCAGCUGUGCACACCGUCGCCCACGCUGCCCCAGCUGUCACCACGGUCGCCCACGCUGCUCCAGCGGUCGCUACCGUUGCCCACGCCCCAGUCGCCGCUUACGCUGCUGCUCCUGUUGUUGCCGCUGCUCCAGCCGUGACCAGGGUGGCCGCCUACCACGCCGCCCCGGCUGUUGCCACUUAUGCCGCUGCCCCAGCUAUCGCCACCUACGCUGCUGCUCCAGCCGUGACCAAGGUUGCUACCACCUACCACGCCCCAGCUGUCGCCACCGUGGCUCACGCUCCAGUCGCCGCUUACGCUGCUGCUCCAGCCGUCGCCACCUACGCCACUGCCGUCCACCACGCCCCAGCUGUAGCCACUGUCGCUCAUGCUGCCCCAGUUGUUGCCGGCUACCACGCCGCUCCAGUGUACAACUACGGUGUUGGCACCCUCGGCUAUGGUGUUGGCCACUACGGUUACGGCCACGGUCUCCUCGGCUAUGGCCUGAACUACGGCUACGGCCUUGGCUCUCCCUACCACUAUGGUGCCCUUCUCCGCAAGAAGAAGUGUGAAUUCAGCAGUUGGCUCAACAGCAGCUCUAAAGUCACCAUGAUCCGUGCCUGCGUCCUUUUGGCUCUUGCCACCAGCGCUUUCGCUGGCUACACCGGCUACGGCCUGGGCUACGGUCUGGGCUACGGCGGUCUUGGAUACGGCUACGGUCUCGGCCAUGCCUACGGUGGUCUUGGAUACGGCUACGGUCUCGGCUACGCCGGCUAUGCUCCAGCUGUGCACACCGUCGCCCACGCUGCCCCAGCUGUCACUACCGUUGCCCACGCCCCAGUCGCCGCUUACGCUGCUGCUCCUGUUGUUGCCGCUGCUCCAGCCGUGACCAGGGUGGCCGCCUACCACGCCGCCCCGGCUGUUGCCACUUAUGCCGCUGCCCCAGCUAUCGCCACCUACGCUGCUGCUCCAGCCGUGACCAAGGUUGCUACCACCUACCACGCCCCAGCUGUCGCCACCGUUGCUCACGCUCCAGUGGCCGCUUACGCUGCUGCCCCAGCCGUCGCCUCCUACGCCACCGCCGUCCACCACGCCCCAGCUGUAGCCACUGUCGCUCAUGCUGCCCCAGUUGUUGCCGGCUACCACGCCUCUCCAGUGUACAACUACGGUGUUGGCACCCUCGGCUACGGUGUUGGCCACUACGGUUACGGUCACGGACUCCUCGGCUAUGGCCUGAACUACGGCUACGGCCUUGGCUCUCCCUACCACUAUGGUGCCCUUCUGCGCAAGAAGAAGUAAACCAUUCAGCUGGAA
Dermacentor silvarum is the source of this 1470-nucleotide messenger RNA. Its product is annotated as prisilkin-39-like. The transcript has 4 exons. The record is from RefSeq and is a predicted model, not a curated record. Lineage: Eukaryota; Metazoa; Arthropoda; Arachnida; Ixodida; Ixodidae. The coding region runs from base 1 to 1455 and encodes 484 amino acids.